Messenger RNA from Triticum aestivum (bread wheat), 1635 nucleotides. RefSeq names its product carotenoid cleavage dioxygenase 8 homolog B, chloroplastic-like. Lineage: Eukaryota; Viridiplantae; Streptophyta; Magnoliopsida; Poales; Poaceae. The record is from RefSeq and is a predicted model, not a curated record. Gene Ontology annotation, molecular function: carotenoid dioxygenase activity. Gene Ontology annotation, cellular component: chloroplast. The coding region runs from base 1 to 1635 and encodes 544 amino acids. Gene Ontology annotation, biological process: carotene catabolic process. The transcript has 5 exons.
AUGCCUCCCACCAUCUCAUCUUCGCUCUGCACAGUCGCCGCCCUGUCCGGCCGUCGGGCCAGCCAGCAGGGAGGAAACAAGCAGCGGGCGGUGGCGCAGCCUCUCGCGGCUGGUGUCGUCACGGAGGCGGCGCCGCCGCUCGUCAGUGCUCCGCGGCGCCGUGGUGGUGCCGACGAGCUGGUGGCGUGGAAGAGUAUCCGGCAGGAGAGGUGGGAGGGCGCGCUGGAAGUGGAGGGAAACCUCCCUCUCUGGCUGGAUGGCACGUACCUGAGGAACGGCCCGGGCCUAUGGGACCUCGGGGACUACGGCUUCCGCCACCUGUUCGACGGCUACGCGACGCUUGUGCGCGUCUCGUUCCGCGACGGGCACGCCGUGGGCGCGCACCGGCAGAUCGAGUCGGAGGCGUACAAGGCGGCGUGCGAGCACGGGAAGCUCUGCUACCGCGAGUUCUCGGAGGUGCCCAAGCCGGACAGCUUCACGUCCUUCAUCGGGCAACUCGCGAGCCUCUUCUCGGGGUCCUCCCUCACCGACAACUCUAACACCGGCGUUGUCAGGCUCGGCGACGGCCGCGUGCUCUGCCUCACGGAGACCGUCAAGGGCUCCAUCGUCGUCGACCCGGACACGCUGGACACGGUGAAUAAGUUCGAGUAUGAGGACAAGCUGGGCGGCCUGAUCCACUCGGCGCACCCAAUCGUCACCGACACCGAGUUCUGGACGCUGAUCCUGGACCUGAUCCGGCCAGGCUACGUGGUGGCGAGAAUGGACGCCGGGAGCAACGAGAGGCAGUUCGUGGGCAGGGUGGACUGCCGCGGCGGUCCCGCGCCCGGGUGGGUGCACUCAUUCCCCAUCACCGAGAACUACGUGGUCGUGCCGGAGAUGCCGCUGCGGUACUGCGCGGCCAACCUCCUCCGCGCCGAGCCCACACCACUGUACAAGUUCCAGUGGUACCCAGAUUCGGGGAGCUACAUGCACGUCAUGUGCAAGGCCAGCGGCAACAUCGUGGCGAGCGUGGAGGUGCCGCCGUUCGUGACGUUCCACUUCAUCAACGCGUACGAGGAGAAGGACGAGGAGGGCCGCGUGACGGCGAUCAUCGCCGACUGCUGCGAGCACAACGCCAACACCUCCAUCCUCGACAAUCUCCGUCUCCACAAUCUACGGAGCUUUACCGGCGAGGAUGUCCUCACCGACGCCAGGGUGGGGCGGUUCAGGAUCCCGCUGGACGGCAGCCCAUUCGGCGAGCUGGAGGCGGCGCUGGACCCGGAGGAGCACGGCCGCGGCAUGGACAUGUGCAGCAUCAACCCGGCCCACCUCGGCAAGGAGUACCGCUACACCUACGCCUGCGGCGCGCGCCGGCCGUGCAACUUCCCCAACACGCUCACGAAGAUCGACCUGGUGGAGAAGACGGCCAAGAGCUGGUACGAGGAGGGCGCCGUGCCGUCCGAGCCCUACUUCGUGCCCCGCCCGGGUGCCGUCGAGGAAGACGACGGCGUGGCCAUAUCCAUGGUGAGCGCCAAGGACGGGUCGGGCUACGCGCUGGUGCUGGACGCCAAGACGUUCAAGGAGAUCGCCCGGGCCAACUUCCCCUAUGGGCUGCCCUACGGUUUGCACUGCUGCUGGGUGCCCAGGGACAAGUAA